Messenger RNA from Macrosiphum euphorbiae (potato aphid), 1854 nucleotides. Lineage: Eukaryota; Metazoa; Arthropoda; Insecta; Hemiptera; Aphididae. The record is from the annotation of a GenBank genome assembly.
AUGGUGAUUGGUAGAUGUUAUGAACAACAAGAACCAUUAUUUCUACAACCAUGUAAUUCAACUUUAUUUGGGAUUUACAGAGUAUCUAAAUUAGGUGCUCUUCGAGCAUUUUAUAUUGAUGAUAUUAAAGAAAAACUUGUUCGUCUUGGAUUGUUGUGUUAUUUGUUGACGCUAAUGUUAUUCAACAUGUGCCUAAAAUAUGGCUUAAAAAAGUUCAAAAUAAGAAGACAGCUGUAUCUCAAAAAAAAACAAUUAUGUUGGUUCCCCUUUACUAAAGCCGAUUUUCCAAAUACAAAAGUGCAUUUCAAAACCGACCAAAUACAUAAAAUGAUACGUAAAUGUUAUGUUCCUAAUAAUACAGAUGGCACAUGGUUUAAAUGUAAACAGAUUGCUGGUCCUUUUGAUAGUGAAAUGCAUUCUAGAAUGAUUGCAAAAUCAUGGUGUGAUGAAAGCCAGAGCUGUGAUGCAUCAGAAGAUUCAACUAGUGAUGAUAACAAUACUGUUAAAAAUGGAAGAAGUAUUCGCCAUAAAAAGAAGCCAAAAUGUUAUUCACCACCCACAUUUAAACUAAAAGCAAAGCCAGUUAAAACUUUUACUAAUCACGAUAAACCACCAAUACUUAAAAAAACACCCAGCCCGCCCAGUACACCAUUAGCUGAUCAUAGCAAUACAAAAAAGGUUAAACAUCACUCAAAAAAUGUAAAAUCAGUUACCAUCAAUGCAAAUGAACCAAAUAUGUCAUUGACCACAUCAACCAACAAUGAUUUGGAUGAAAAAUUAUUAAAUAACAUGAUACAUGAUGAGAGUGCUUUAGAUAUAUUUUUAAAUAAGAAUGAACCCUCAAAUGAAAUCAAUGAUGUACACAAUGCAGAGGAAGAGUUGCAAAUAAGAAAUUAUAAUAACUAUAUACAAGGUGAAACUUUAAAAGAAAAUCUAUUAAAUAUUCCAGAAACAGAUGUUUAUCAGAAUAUUGAGAACAAUUCUAAACAAAAUAUGGAUUUUAUUUAUGCCGACGCCAUGCAGCUUAAUGAUGAUAAUUUUGAUAUGCAUAAUAAUGAUAAUACAGUUAAUAAUAACUACAAGAGCUUAAUAUCAAGCAACGAAAAACAGAAUUCAAACAUAAAUGACAGACCGCCUAUUUUGAUUUCUAUUCCUGCACAAGUGGGAACACCAGUUAACAAUGUUUUUGAUAUAGACGAAGUCAGUAUAAAUUCAUUAAACGAUGAUGAGAUAACUAACAAUAACAUGCAUUUAUCAGUUGAAAAAGAACAAAACUCUUGUUGUUGUGAUGCUGUAGAAAAAUUAAGAAAAAUAAUACAAAAUAAAGAUCAACAACUUUUGACACAUAUAUUAAUUAAUAAUACCAAUCAAAUUAAAGUAUGCACAUUUCUGGAAAAUAUGGACAAAAAAAUUAACAAAUUGCUAGAAAGGGAUAGAAGAACUCAAACCUUUGCAUUUCCAUUGCCCAAAAUACCGGCACCGUUCAUUGAAUUGUUGCCGAUCAUAAGUAUUAAUAGUCUAGAAGUAGUUGAACAACUGUUGUCUGUAGACAAUGACAAUUUCAACCGUAAUGUGGAAGAGUUGAAAACUUAUUUGUUGUUGAAAAUUGGCAAUUUACCAAGUCUAAAUUUUGCAGUUAAAUCGGCAUUUGAUAUAUGCUUUACAAGAGAAAUUGCCUCCUUGUUUAGUUUACAAGGAAAAACAAAGAGGCCAUUUGUAAAACUCGGAAUUUACAAAGUAUUACAUGAAACAUUAUCGGGAAGAAUCCAUAAUUCUGAUGAAGAAAAGAUAUUUUUAAAUAUUAUUUCUAACAUAUUGAAACAUAGUGGAAAUCAUUAUAAAAACAAAUUAUGA